AUGCCGUUUGGUUCUCCUAGACCGAUGGGCUCGUCGGCAAACGAGCCCCAGCUACCGAUGCCCUCAGGCUCUGCUUCCUCGCUGGCUGGUACGAAGCGGCCGGCUCCCUCUUUACUGCCGCCCUUUGAGCCUCUGUCUUCUUCGCCGGGACUGCCCCGGCCUAUCAAACGCCAAAACAUGGGCAUCGAUGCUAAUCUACGGUAUCCCACCCCCAUCCCGACAUCGAGCACUGGUAUAUUGUCCAGUUCUCCGCUACGGCGCAACUCAGCAGCCAUUGGCGCGGCUCGUGCUGCUGCUCUGGAAAAGCGUGCUCCUCUUGGCGCCGUUCCGUCGGUUGAGCUGGCCGAGAACGGGGAGACACUGCUCAUGGGCCGUUCCUCCAACUCAUCCCACUACCAGCUAUCCGCCAGCCGCCUGAUAUCACGCGUCCAUGUCAAGGCUCGCUACGUUGCUGCGACGCAGCCGCGAGAAGCAAACAAGGUAGAGAUUGUUUGUGAGGGUUGGAAUGGGCUGAAGUUGCACUGCCAAGGUCGUAGCUGGGAUCUAGCCAAGGGCGACACCUUUACAAGCGAGACGGAGGCCGAGAUCAUGAUUGAUGUCCAAGAAACGCGGGUGUUGGUUCAGUGGCCACGCCUCUCCUCUCCGAUUGACAAUACUGCCAAUCUGUCCGACUCCAGCUGGGAUGAUUCUCCCCCACGAUCCCAGACACGUGCCGGUCGUCUCCUAGACUCAUCUCCGCUUCGCCGCCAUUCGACCUAUAUCCGGUCUCCCGAAAGCCCCACGCCCGCUCACUUGUCGAGCGCACAGCGCCUUCAUGACCUCCUGCCCGGUCCGCAGGACCGCGAUGGCGCCAUUGAGAUUUACGAGGAUGAGCCUGAACUCCCAGGUCACGAGCUCGAGGCAUCUCUGGACCCAAAUGCGAGCUUCUUGACGGAAGCCACGGCCAGCUUCCACAGCCAUCUCGGCAACGAUGAUGACUCUGACGAGGAGCACAACCCUGAUGAGGAAAACGACCCCAUCGUUCAUUCGUUUGGCCCCUUCGGCGCUGAUAUUUCCAACCGCUUGGCAUCGAUUAUGGGCAAGUCUCCACGCGCGCAAAAGCCCCUGGGACGCGAUAUUCCUCAAAUUGUCGAGAACCCAGAGGCAUCCGAGACGCACACCGAGAGCAGCUUGCCGUCUGAUCCUCCUUCUCCACAGAACAAGGAAGAGAAGACGCCUCAGCCGGAAGAGAAGACUCCUUCGCCGGAAGAUCAGUUAGUCGACAUAGAGGACGGGGAACAGGAGCCAACGCCCCAAAAGCCCAAAGUCGCCGUUCACCCCAGUGUCGGUAACCAUGUGGUCAACCAGCUCGCGUACUCUCGACUCUCAUCAACGCCUUUGUCGAGCAUUAUGCAACACCUACCUGCCGACCUCAAGGUCGAUCUGACCGUUGAUGUUCUGCGCGAAGCAAUCGAGUCGACAACGUGUAUUGGCAUCAUCACUCGCCAGGGCAAGGAUGCUGCAGGAAAGGCGUUGGAGAGCGAGUACUACUACGUACCCGAGGAGGACAAUGACGAUCAACGCAGGGCUGCGGUGGUAGACGGGCUACGCAAGCCCAGCCUGAGAAACUGUCGCAAGCAGCACAAGCAAUAUUACUGGAAGCGCCCUCGCACACCCUAG
Akanthomyces muscarius is the source of this 1659-nucleotide messenger RNA. RefSeq lists its product as uncharacterized. The coding region runs from base 1 to 1659 and encodes 552 amino acids. The transcript has a single exon. Gene Ontology annotation, molecular function: protein binding. NCBI's taxonomy places the organism in Eukaryota, Fungi, Ascomycota, Sordariomycetes, Hypocreales, Cordycipitaceae. The record is from RefSeq and is a predicted model, not a curated record.